Corticium candelabrum is the source of this 609-nucleotide messenger RNA. RefSeq lists its product as uncharacterized. The record is from RefSeq and is a predicted model, not a curated record. NCBI's taxonomy places the organism in Eukaryota, Metazoa, Porifera, Homoscleromorpha, Homosclerophorida, Plakinidae. The coding region runs from base 77 to 418 and encodes 113 amino acids. The transcript has a single exon.
CCUCAACACACGUCGAGAUGGCCGAGGGAAAUGGCUGACAGGAAUCAUCCUACAGCGCUUGGGACCAACAAAUUACAUGGUGGACGUGAACAAUCACCUCCGAUAUGUUCAUAUCGAACAUAUCAGGAGACGAGAUGAAAGGAGUGUGCCUGCUGUCAUAGAGACAUCAGAUGAGGCGGGUACUGAAACAACUACAGAUAUUACUUCUAAUCUACGACCAACACUUGAACAGACAGGACAAACAGAACCUGCUAGUCCAGUGAGAGAAGCACAACAAGCAGAAGAACCUGUUACAAUAGCCACACCAUCUCUUGCUGAGGGAGCUACAGCCGAAGUAAGGGGAACAUCAAGUGGAACUGAUCGACGUUAUCCAGUUCGAGUUAAUCGUCAGUUACCCCUCCGAUAUAGACAAAGCUAAGGAGAGAGGAGUGUGGUAGACUGGUACAUAGAUUGGUGAGCAUGCGUACGUUGGGGUGCCAUAUACUUAGAUAAUUAGAUAAGUGACUGUUAGCACUUGUUGGAUUGCUGUUGCGUUAGAGUCUGAGCAUAGCAUAGACUGAUAGGGUGUGAUAGCUUGUGCCGAUCUGGAACGUAGCUUACGACUGUUAU